This is a messenger RNA of Lepisosteus oculatus (spotted gar), 1864 nucleotides long. It is a transcript of the gene hspa14, whose product is annotated as heat shock protein 14. Lineage: Eukaryota; Metazoa; Chordata; Actinopteri; Semionotiformes; Lepisosteidae. Gene Ontology annotation, cellular component: cytosol; cytoplasm; nucleus. Gene Ontology annotation, molecular function: ATP binding; ATP-dependent protein folding chaperone. The record is from RefSeq and is a predicted model, not a curated record.
UCACUCCGUUUUACCCGGCUUCCGGUUGUGUGCUAGUGGUUGUUAACAAGCAUGGCUGCUAUAGGAGUGCAUUUUGGUUACACAUGUGCUUGUGUUGCAGUUUUUAAGGACGGCAGAGCAGACGUAGUUGCAAAUGAUGCCGGCGACCGAGUCACGCCAGCUGUGGUGGCGUACAGAGAUACCGAACAGAUUGCAGGACUGGCAGCGAAGCAAGGCAGAAUACGAAAUGCCGGGAAUACUGUGGUAAAAGUGAAACAGAUUUUAGGCAGAAGUUUUGAUGAUCCAGAAGUACAGAAGCAUAAAGCAGACAGUAAAUGCUCAGUGGUCAAUAAGAAUGAUAAGCCUAGGUAUGAGAUUGAUACUGGGGAGGCUAUCAAAUAUGUGUCUCCUGAAGAAGUAGCCAAAUUAAUUUUCCACAAAAUGAAAGAAACUGCUCAGUCAGCCUUGGGCUCAGAUGUCAACGAUGCAGUCAUUACAGUGCCAUUUGAAUUUGGGGAGAACCAGAAGAAUGCUCUAAGGCAAGCAGCAGAGGCAGCUGGUUUCAAUGUGCUGAGACUGAUUCAUGAGCCUUCUGCAGCGCUUCUAGCCUAUGGAAUUGGCCAGGACUCGCCAUCUGGAAAAAGCUAUGUACUUGUUUAUAAGCUUGGAGGAACAUCCCUUUCAGUGACUGUAAUGGAGGUGAACAGUGGGCUAUAUCGAGUUCUUGCUACACAAUCUGAUGAUAGCACAGGUGGAGAAUGUUUUACAGAGGCUCUUGCCCAGUAUUUAGCAUCUGAGUUUAAAAGGUCCUUUAAACAUGACGUAACAGGAAAUCCUAGAGCAAUGAUGAAACUGAUGAAUAGUGCAGAUGUUGCAAAGCACACCUUGUCUACUUUGGGGAGUUCGAACUGUUUUGUAGAUUCUUUGUAUGAUGGAAUGGACUUUGACUGUAAUGUGUCCAGGGCCAGGUUUGAACUUGUGUGUUCCUCCCUUUUCAACAAGAGUAUACAGCCAAUCAAAGGUCUUUUAGAACAAGUCGGCCUUUCAACUACUGACAUCAGUAAGGUUGUACUGUCUGGGGGUUCUGCCCGAAUCCCUAAGCUUCAGCAGAUGAUCCGGGAUCUUUUUCCAGAUGUGGAGCUUUUGAAUUCCAUCCCCCCGGAUGAAGUUAUUCCUAUUGGUGCUGCCAUAGAGGCUGGAAUACUGCUUGGGAGGGAUACCACCACCCUGGAUGAGGAUUGCAUUACAGUGGAAUGCUGUGGGAAGGAUAUUCUGGUGAAGGAGGCGGGAGAAUCCGGAGCUGAUAUCUACACAGUUUUGUUACCGUCUGGCACCCCUUUACCAGCAAGGCGACAGCACACUCUCCAGAGCCCAGGGAAUGCAGCUUCCGUCUGCUUGGAGCUGUACCAGUCCCUGGGACAGACCUGCACCACGGAGGAAAAAGUUGCACAAAUUGUUCUUAAAGAUUUAGAAUUGAAAGAGGAGGAUCAUGACAUCGUAACUGUUCUUACAAUGAAAAGGGAUGGCUCCUUACAUGUCACUUGCACGGAUCAAGGAAGUGGGAAGUCGGAAGCAGUCACGAUAGAAGUUGCAUCCUAAAUCCAUUUCACUGUCUGCAAAAGUCAGAAUAAGGGAACAUAUCCUGACAAGCAAUGGGCAGAAGGCAUGAUACACCCUGGAGGGACACCAGUCCAUUGCAGCCACAUGCACACUCACAGCAGGGCCAGUUUUUCCCGAAGGCAUUUAACUUUCCUGUAUAUCUUUGGACUAUGGGAGUAUGAGUUCCUUAUUUUUCCGUUAUUGGCUUGAUUUAUAACAUUAAAUUUUUGGAACUGGUUUAGUUUGUGAUUAUACUUGUAUUUGAUUAAGCAUUAUGAAAUAUAAA